AUGUCUACUCCAAUGCUGUCUCAAGAUUACUUACCUUGUCUGCUGGACAACACUCAUAGAUCGGAUGUUGCUUCAUCAUGCCUCAGCGGCAAGGUCAUUGUUGUUACAGGGGGUGCGAAUGGUAUAGGGCUUGACUUGGCCCGAGGCAUUGCUGAGGCUGGAGGUGACGUUGCUGUUUUGGACAUAGCAGAAAAUACACCUUGCGAGCUUGUACAGCUUGAAAAAUCCCUCGGGAUAACGGCGAAGUAUUAUUUGACCGACGUCAGCGACAAGGAGAAGCUUGAGCAGACAUUCAAUGAGGUUGUCCAUGAUUUUGGUCACAUUGAUGGUUGUGUGACGGCUGCUGGAGUCAUGAUGAUGGCAGAAUUCCUAGACUAUAAGUGGGAGGAUGUGGUGAAGACGCAAAUGAUUAACGUUGUCGGAACUUUCAUGACGGCCCAACUUGCAGCAAAGCAAAUGAAAUUACAAGGCAGUGGAGGCAGCAUUGUAAUGGUUGCUUCAGUAGCAGCGCACCUUAGCUCACCUGCACUGCCAAUAUCCGCAUACACCGCAUCCAAAGGUGCUGUUAAAGCAUUAUCGCACGCUCUCACGGUGGAACUUGGACCAGCGGGUAUACGAGUCAAUACUAUUUCUCCCGGAUAUAUCAGAACAAGCAUGACUGGAAAGGUAGCCACUGAGAACCCAGAGCUUGUCUCUCGCUUCAGCUAUGAGCCUCCUCUUGGUCGUAUAGGGGAGACUCGAGAUUUAAUAGGGGCUGUUACAUUUCUCUUGACCGAAUCGUCGUCUUAUAUAUCUGAGUAUGAGAGUGUUAAUGUCCAGAACUGGACAAUCUAA
Messenger RNA from Aspergillus affinis, 834 nucleotides. RefSeq lists its product as uncharacterized. NCBI's taxonomy places the organism in Eukaryota, Fungi, Ascomycota, Eurotiomycetes, Eurotiales, Aspergillaceae. The transcript has 7 exons. Gene Ontology annotation, cellular component: intracellular anatomical structure. The record is from RefSeq and is a predicted model, not a curated record. Bases 1 to 834 code for a protein of 277 amino acids. Gene Ontology annotation, molecular function: oxidoreductase activity, acting on NAD(P)H, oxygen as acceptor.